This is a messenger RNA of Cannabis sativa, 1396 nucleotides long. RefSeq lists its product as uncharacterized. The coding region runs from base 304 to 1146 and encodes 280 amino acids. The record is from RefSeq and is a predicted model, not a curated record. NCBI's taxonomy places the organism in Eukaryota, Viridiplantae, Streptophyta, Magnoliopsida, Rosales, Cannabaceae. The transcript is spliced from 5 exons.
AUUAAUUCUAUCUGUAACCAAUUUUUGAAGACUCAAAACGACGGCGUUUUUAGAUUCUGAAGCAGAACGAGAACGGUGUCGUUUAAAGUCGACUGCUGGCUUUCAAUUAGCCUCGAAAAGUUCACUUUGUGUUGGUUUUGUUAAUUGCGCCAAAAACCCACAAAAAAUCGAAAACCGCCUUCUUUCUGCAAUGGAAAUUGAAGCUUUGUAUAUGUUGAAUUGAUCAUCAACCCAGCUCAGUUUCAAUGGAUUGAACUUGGAUUUCUUGUUUUAUGUUAUGUAUGGAGAAAGAGUUGUCCACUUAUGAUAAAGUGGUAUUUUUCUUUAGUGAUAGUGAAUUUGGAUGAGGAAACUGGAACAACUGAACCACAAGCUGAAAGGGUUUUGAAUUUCCAUGAAGAACGUUCAGCUUUAGAACCAUGUAUUGUGAAUUUGGAUCAGGAAACUGGAACAACUGAGCCUCAAACUGGAAGGGUUUUGGAUGCCCAUGAAGAAGGUUCAGCUUUAGGACCAUGUAUUGUGAAUUUUGAUGAGGAAACUGUAACAAUUGAACCUCAAGCUGAAAGGAUUUUGAAUGCCCAGGAAGAAGGCUCAGCUUUAGAACCUUGUAUUGGUAUGGAGUUUGAAUCUGAAGAGGCUGCCAAAAAGUUUUAUGAUGAAUAUUCGAGACGUGUAGGAUUUAUUGUGCGUAUUGGCACGUGCCGUCGAUCAGUGGUUGAUAAGAGCAUUAUUUCUCGCCAACUAUCGUGCAAUAAGCAAGGUUUUUCAGCCAAAACUGCAGAUAAAGUUGGCCAUGUUCGAAAACAUCGACCGAGGGCGAAGUCAAGAGAAGGUUGCAAAGCAAUGAUACGGGUGAAAGCUACUAAGUCUGGAAAAUGGGUUGUCACAAGCUUUGAGAAGGACCAUACUCAUCCGCUUAUUGUUCCUGAUAGACGACCUAUUGAUUCAGUAGAUAGAAGGAUUGAGGAUCUCACAAUGGAACUUAAGCAUCAAGAUCAUCUAUGUGAAUUAUAUCGCGGGCUACUGCUUACAUUUUUGAAGGAUAUCGAUGAGCAGACAGAAACACUAUCAACUAAAAUAGGACUUGUUGUUAACAACAUUAGAGAGGUUGAAUCUGGACUUAAGAAGCCUCCACAAAAAAGAUAACCUGUGUCAUUUCUUACUCAUUGUAUGAGGUUUUGGUCAACACUCAUCUGUUGAAAAUUUCAGUUUAAUCUGUAUGAAUGGUGACAAAACAAGUUUGAGAAUUGAGCUUGGCUGUUUUAAUCCUCUAAGCCAUUCUCAGAAAUGUAUUUGAUUGAAAUGAUGUAAAGAAAAGUUUGUUCUAGCAACUCGAACAGACAAUAUACAUAUAUUUGCUUUAGGUUAUGUUACGGAUUUAUUAUAACUUUAGUAA